GCAUGCACACAGGCGAGUGGAGACCGAGAGUGAGCGAGACGAGAGUCUUCUCCAUCGACAGGGACAGAGAUCAAGCACCCUGAACUGAUUUGGGACUCUGAACUGAAAUGCCAGCAUUUGUCUCACCUAUAACCGAUUUAAAAUUAUAUUGUCAUAUUUUGCAGGACAACACAGCGGCCGUAAAUAGACGGUAACUGUAAAUAUAGUUUUGACUUGUCCUCAGUCGGUUUUUAUCAUUUUGUAUUCACGGCAUGACAUGUAAUCAUCUGGUAGUUUGAUGGGGCUUCUAAGGAUUAUGAUGCCGCCCAAGUUUCAGCUUUUGGCUGUUAUGGCAUUUGGAAUUGCCAUGAUGUUUAUCGAGAACCAAAUCCAGAAACUGGAGGAAUCUCGGACGAAGCUAGAGCGCACCAUCGCCAGGCAUGAAGUUCGGGAGGUGGAGCAGCGGCACAUGCAGGAAGGGGCCCGGGACUGGACACCGCUCGGAGACACAGAAGACGUGGUCAUCAUCUACAACCGGGUGCCCAAGACGGCCAGCACCUCAUUCACCAACAUCGCCUACGACCUGUGCUCCAAAAACCACUACCACGUGCUGCACAUCAACACCACUAAGAACAAUCCCGUCAUGUCCUUGCAGGACCAGGUGCGGUUUGUGAGGAACGUCACCACCUGGAAGGAGAUGAAGCCUGGCUUCUACCAUGGCCAUGUGGCCUUCCUGGACUUCUCCAAGUUCGGUGUGAAGGGGAAGCCCAUCUACAUUAACGUGGUGCGGGACCCUAUUGAGAGGCUGGUGUCCUACUACUACUUCCUACGCUUCGGUGAUGACUACAGGCCUGGCCUCAGACGGCGAAAGCAAGGGGACAAAAAGACUUUUGAUGAGUGUGUGUCGUCGGGUGGUUCCGACUGCGCUCCAGAAAAGCUCUGGCUACAGAUUCCCUUCUUCUGCGGCCACUACUCCGAGUGCUGGAACGUGGGUAGCCGUUGGGCACUGGAGCAGGCCAAGUACAACCUGGUGAACGAGUACCUACUGGUGGGGGUGACGGAGGAAUUGGAGGACUUCAUCAUGAUGCUGGAGGCUGCACUGCCACGCUUCUUCAAGGGGGCCACGGACCUCUACCGCACAGGUAAGAAGUCUCACCUGAGGAAGACCACUGAGAAGAAGCCACCCACCAAGGAGUCCAUCACCAAACUGCAGCAGUCAGACAUCUGGAAGAUGGAGAACGAGUUCUACGAGUUUGCCCUGGAGCAGUUCCAGUUUGUGCGCGCCCACGGUGUGCGGGAGAAGGACGGCGAGCUGUACAUUCUGGCCCAGAACUACUUCUAUGAGAAGAUUUACCCCAAAGUCUAGCCUGAGGGCACUGCACCCAGAGACACAACUUCAAUGGGUGGGAAGGGUUGGAGGAAAGGUGGUUACAGAGGGCAACAUGGACCCUAAUCCACCAGUCUCCAUACGGUCUUU
This is a messenger RNA of Alosa alosa (allis shad), 1456 nucleotides long. It is a transcript of the gene hs2st1b, whose product is annotated as heparan sulfate 2-O-sulfotransferase 1b. Bases 278 to 1345 code for a protein of 355 amino acids. Gene Ontology annotation, cellular component: membrane. The record is from RefSeq and is a predicted model, not a curated record. Lineage: Eukaryota; Metazoa; Chordata; Actinopteri; Clupeiformes; Clupeidae. The transcript has 7 exons. Gene Ontology annotation, molecular function: heparan sulfate 2-sulfotransferase activity.